Molecule: messenger RNA, 1487 nt
Organism: Strigops habroptila (Kakapo)
Lineage: Eukaryota; Metazoa; Chordata; Aves; Psittaciformes; Psittacidae
Gene: SERP1
Product: stress associated endoplasmic reticulum protein 1
Exons: 3
Coding region: 255-455 (66 amino acids)
Biological process (GO): endoplasmic reticulum unfolded protein response
Cellular component (GO): endoplasmic reticulum
Source: RefSeq, a predicted model, not a curated record
CAGGGGCGGGGCCGCCGGCGAGUGACGAGCCGCGGGCUCUUCCGCCCUCCGCGGCCCGCGCUGCCCCGGAAGCGGUGCUGCUGGGAGCGCGGGUUGGCGGCGGGAGGCGGCCCCGCCCGCGGCGGCGCGUGUUUCCGGCGGGCGGUGCUGCGCGGUGCUGACGCUGGCAGCAGGCGGCGCGCGGAGCCUCGCGAGCGGAGCGGCGGCGGCGGGGGCCGGGCCGUCCGGCGGUCUGUCGGUCGGUCGGUCGCACCAUGGUGGCCAAGCAGCGCAUCCGCAUGGCCAACGAGAAGCACAGCAAAAACAUCACCCAGCGCGGGAACGUCGCCAAAACCUCGAGGACGGCCCCGGAGGAGAAGGCGUCGGUCGGGCCCUGGCUGUUGGCGCUGUUCAUCUUCGUGGUCUGUGGAUCAGCCAUCUUCCAGAUCAUCCAGAGCAUCCGAAUGGGCAUGUGAGGGGCCUGUCGUCGGUCGGGGCCACCCGCCCCCCGGCGCUGCCGUGAGCUGCCCCCCCCGGCCGGCGCCGUCCAGCCCCACUCUGUGCAGCAGCACCGGGCACCGGCCACAUCGCAUUCCAGGUCCCUUCACAGCCAUUCCGAGUUUUCUAGCCCGUGCCACAGUGCCUUGAACAGCACUACAUGUACAAAGCAAUAAAAGUAUGUUGUUGAUCUACAAUCGUGGACCUCCUUAUUCAGUGAGGUGCACGGUCACUUUCUCUGCGGAUAUGCUACACUGUACACGAUGUAGAUACUUAGGAGUUGGCACCUGUCAUGAAGACCGGUCUGGAGAUCUAUUUAAGUCUCUGUAUAGCUGGAAAUGAUUUUAUUUAACGUCGGAAGCCCGGAUUUUUAUAGUAGCUGGAGUACAAGUUUGAAGCAUGUUCCUAACGAAGCAGAUGGGCCAUGCAGCAUCCUGCAGCUUGCCAGGCACAUCGUCCUCUGUACACGUAGAGUAGCCUCACUGCAGCAUGUGGCAGUGCGCUAGCGCCCAAAUGCUUCUCACAACGGAAAACUUUAUCCUGCACCUCUUGUCCUAAUAAAUACGCAGUGCUUGUUUGUAUAGAGUUAGUGGGUGUUACUUCGUUAGGAACCGGCGUGACCAAGCAGCAGCUCUUCCUGGCAUAACCCUAUGUCGAAGCUCCACAGACUGCUGAGCGGCUCAGCCAGAGCUGCCACCACCUGACCGAGCCUCCCCAGGCUGCAGGCUGUGACUGUGCUGUAAAUACUUCUUGGACAGCGUUCAACACGUGGUGAUAGUUUUGAAUUUUGCAAUAUUGUAUGGGAAUGUUUCAUGCAGGUACAGGGACCCUGUGCCCACAGUUAUGCUUUUAUGUGCAGCAUUGGCAGCGUGUGCUAUGUCUUGCAAUAUAUAUUUAAUCCUAUUUAAGGUGAAUCCUGCUUUUAACUCAGUUUCAUCUAAUGAUGGAUCCAGUACUUAACUGCUGCCCUACGGAUGAUCACAGUUCCUUCUUAGUGAUGCUGAAGAAAA